UUUUUUUUUUGUCUUUUUUUUUCAUACCGCUCACAUUCCCAACCCAUUGUCUUAUGAGACUCAAGCUAGCAUGUUGCCAAUUUGCGCCAACAUGGCGUGAGCCACAACGCAAUAUGGAGCUUGCCGACCUUUUGCUAAAACGAUAUACCCCCGGCGACAUGGAUGUGUUGGUUUUGCCCGAGAUGGCCUUUACAGGAUACUGCUUUAAAUCUGCAGAAGAUAUACAUCCUUUUGCGGAAGAUAGAACAAUGGGAAAAACAGUACAAUGGGCAGCAAAACAAGCAAUACGCCUCAAUGCGUUCGUGAUGGUUGGUUACCCUGAAGUCGUCUAUGAUGGUCCAGAUGAGCCCCCAGUAUACUAUAAUAGUGCGUGCUUGGUUGACAGACAAGGGAAUGUGGUGACAACAUAUCAAAAGACCUUUUUAUAUGAAGUGGACGAGGCCUGGGCUCAGGAAGGUCCUGGAUUCAAAUCCAUGUACAUUGAAGGUUUAGGACAGGUGGGACUUGGCAUUUGUAUGGAUCUCAACCCUUAUCAAUUCAAGACAAGUUUUCAUGACUACGAAUUUGCAAAGUUCCAUAUGGAGCAGAACACCGAACUUCUGCUAUGCUGUAUGGCAUGGGUAGGAAGCAAGAGUGAGGAUGAGGAAAAGCACUUAUCUACCAUAGAAUAUUGGGCAAUACGAAUGUCGCCUAUGCUUGACCGAAAACCUCUUACAAGGCAAGGUACUGUCUUCGUAGCCAGCAACCGGCAUGGGCUUGAAGAAGGUGUUACAUAUGCUGGUGCAAGUUGUGUCAUGCGCUUAGGUCCUCCACGACCUGUAUUACUGGAUUGUUUUGACAGCUCCGAUACAGGUGUUCUUAUUGUUGAGACUGAUGUUGGAAACGAACAAUAGCAUACCAUCAUCUCCUCCUGUACAUAGCUGAAAAUAACACUAUUGGAAGUUGUUCAUAUAAUAAGGAUAUUAUAGAUAGGGAUCUUGCUUCAUAAAGGCAUAUUGUUAAGAAAUGGU
Umbelopsis ramanniana AG is the source of this 1010-nucleotide messenger RNA. RefSeq lists its product as uncharacterized. The record is from RefSeq and is a predicted model, not a curated record. Lineage: Eukaryota; Fungi; Mucoromycota; Umbelopsidomycetes; Umbelopsidales; Umbelopsidaceae. The transcript is spliced from 8 exons. The coding region runs from base 54 to 893 and encodes 279 amino acids. Gene Ontology annotation, biological process: protein catabolic process. Gene Ontology annotation, molecular function: protein-N-terminal asparagine amidohydrolase activity; protein-N-terminal glutamine amidohydrolase activity.